Messenger RNA from Galendromus occidentalis (western predatory mite), 4716 nucleotides. RefSeq names its product apoptotic signal-regulating kinase 1 (gene Ask1). The transcript is spliced from 21 exons. Bases 239 to 4285 code for a protein of 1348 amino acids. The record is from RefSeq and is a predicted model, not a curated record. Gene Ontology annotation, biological process: MAPK cascade; protein phosphorylation. Gene Ontology annotation, molecular function: protein kinase activity; ATP binding; protein binding. NCBI's taxonomy places the organism in Eukaryota, Metazoa, Arthropoda, Arachnida, Mesostigmata, Phytoseiidae.
AAGGAGGUCUGUCCGACUGACUGAGUGAGGAGGCUGGUGCACAGCUGAGAACUUUGUUCAGCAGUGAGUAAAGCAGAGCGUGUUGUGGUACAUACAACGGCGACGUCGAAUAGAAGUGAGCAGCACUCGUACGAGAGCUCCCAGACCGAGUGCUGUGGCGUUUCGAAGUGCUCUGUGUGUUGUCGAAGAUUCCGUCCCAUGUGACUAACCCUCAAGGUCUGCUGGAACCAGCUCCUCUAUGCUCAAAAGGAAAUGCAGAUCGCAGGACAACCUCGUUGAGGCCGCGGGACACGCAGCGAAGCGGCCGAGCGUCACGGCAUUCAACGUCACCCCCAAUUCAGGAUUGCCAGCUGCUUCUUCGUCGGCAACCGCGCAGAUGGACCCGGAUCUACCUCCGUCGCAAGGCUCCAGCACCACCACGACAGUCGCAAAAAUGGAGGUCGUCCUUUUGAUUGAUCUCGAAACUCGGCAUUCGGAAUGGGGCGAUCCCCAACACAGGGCAAUUGCCCUCGAAGAGAUCCGGAAAGCUAGUCGAUGUGCGGGCGCGGAGUUCAAGACCUGUGACCUCAAGGAUCUCGCUUAUCAUGAAGGAUUCUCAGGAUCAGGAGAUGCUAGAGAGCAAUUUUAUCAGGCCGACGUAGCGAUCGUCGACGUCAGCGUGCGGAGCCAAUGGAAUGUAUUGUUCUACCACCUGGGAAUCAGAGAGAGUUUCGGGAUGUCGCAGAGCAUUCUAAUCGGGAACGCAUCCAGUAAAACGGGCGACCACAAGAGUCAGCUAUUCAGCUACAAGCCAGUCUACUACCGUGUGACAGAGAAAAAUUUUUGUUACGUCAGCGACAUCGGGCCCUUCCAUGACAGCAUAACGUCUUCAAAUGAGAAAUCGCUCACCGAGGUCAUCAGGAAGAGUCUGCUCGAACUCGAAGUUCAAACGAAGGAAUUCCUAAAAGACAGAUUCCUGAAGGACCUCCGACACCUCCCAGAAACUCUGAGGGGGGACGAGCUGAGAGCGGCGUUGAAGAACUUCCGGAUACGGCUCGACGAUCCCAACGUCAUCUCGCUGGAAGUUGUACACGCGUUACUGAAUGCAUUGAACGACGCACAGGAUUAUGACUCCUCAGUGAAGCUCGUCGAAGAUCUCCAGGAGGUUUCGACGCUGAGCUUCAUGCACUGUGCUGCCAUCCAGUACUUGUAUGCUUUCGCCCUCAAUAGGCGGAAGAAAGAAGGCGAUACCGACCGAGCCCUCGCUGUCAUGGAGAAAGCCCUGGAAAAAAAAGAAAACGAGAUCCCAGACUACUUGGGGCUGUGCGGGAGAAUAUACAAGGACAAGUACCUGAACAGUGACUGUAAAGAUACGGACUCACUGAAGAAAGCGAUCGAAUGGUAUCGAAAAGGUUUCGAUGCCCUCCAGUCGGUCUACAACGGCAUAAAUUUAGCGACGCUACUCACCGCUGACGGCCACAGAUCCGAGGAGAGCCACGACCUCCAGUACGUGUUUUUGGUGCUUAACAACUUGAUCGGGAAGAAAGGCGAAAUCGAUGCGAUGACUGAUUAUUGGGACGUAGCGACAUACUUCGAGGUUUGCUACUUGGUCGAGGACUACACGCGCGCCAUCAAGGUUGCCAUAAAAAUGUUCCACCUCAACCCGGCGAGUUGGUGCUUGGCGAGCACGCUUCUCAACAUUCAACUCAUAGCGAGAAAACGAAGAAAAGGCGACACAACGGAAAUCAAACCUGAGGAACACAUCAUGGGUUUCUGGAUCGACUAUUUCAGCAUGGCCACACAGAAGGAUCUAGAGGAUCAUAUUUUGUUUCCGGUUCUGAUCAAUGAACCCACCGAGACUCUUAUGCCGUCGUACGUCACGCUGAAUUUAGACACGGGCGAUCAGAAGAAGUCCAUCCAGAUCUCCCACAAAUGCGUCGACACGAUGCGUGGCACCUGCAAGCGGCGCCACGAAUGGCUCUUCACUUCGCCGACGAUAAAGGGCGUCUCGCUCUACAAACAAGACGACCGCUGCAUCUUAUUAUACGUACACGAGAACUCUGAUGAUUUCCAGAUGUUCUUCCCCUCAUCUGCUGCUCGAGGAAGAUUCUAUCAGGUGGUCCAAGGUAUGAUCAACGAAAACCAGCAGAACGAGGACGCCAUGUGUCUUGCUUUCGACUACGAUGCUCAGUUUCAAUGUAUAGACUUCGAAUACGAGCUCGACGAAAAUCGACAGAAGAAGGUUCUCGGCAAAGGAACCUACGGUGUCGUCUACGCCGCUACGGACACGAAAACCAUGACUCAAAUAGCCGUGAAAGAAAUUCAUGAAAAAAAUCUCAAGGAUGUUCAACCUCUGCACGAGGAGAUCAUGCUGCACAUGCAUCUCCGACACAAGAACAUCGUCCAAUAUCUAGGAUCGAAAAGCGAGGAUGGCUUCGUGAAGAUCUGUAUGGAGCGCGUGCCCGGUGGGAGCUUGUCACACCUGCUACGCUUCAACUGGGGUCCUCUGAGAUUCGAGAGCACAAUCGCGCAUUAUACGAAACAGAUCCUGGAGGGGAUAAAAUAUCUCCACAAAAACAACAUAGUACACAGAGACAUCAAGGGCGACAAUGUGCUAAUAAACACCUACUCCGGGAUCGUGAAAAUCUCCGACUUCGGAACUUCGAAACGAAUGGUCUCCGGCCGUCUUGUGGAAACUUUCGCUGGAACCUUCCAAUAUAUGGCGCCUGAAGUGAUGGACAACGGUGACCGAGGCUACGGAAAACCGGCCGACAUCUGGUCAUUGGGCUGCACGAUCAUCGAGAUGGCGACGGGAAAGUACCCCUUCCCUAAUCUUCCCCCGCAAGCAGCUCUCUUCAAAGUAGGACAAUUCAAGAUUCACCCGGAUAUACCCGAGAAGAUGAGCGAUAUCGCCAAAAAUUUCAUCGAAAAGUGUUUCGAUCCGGAUCCGGAUAAACGAGCGACAGCGGAUGACCUCCUCGUGGAUCCCUUCCUGAACGCGCCCGAGCGUAAGAAACGACAGCGACCGACAGGACCCCCGAUCGAAAUUCCGCGCAGCAUGUCGGUACCCUACCCGGGCCACACCGGGGGACGCGUGAGCAGAUUUUCAUCUACCGGUGAGGACGGAGCGUACCGUGUCGCGGCUAGUCCGACAUCAGAAGGUUUGCCCAGAAGUCCUGGAGCUUAUUCGUACAGAACCCGAUCAUGUUUAUGUUCUAGUCGUGGUGUCGAUCCUCAAACUCCUUUGACGCCGUCGAUGAGUUCCACCUUCAACUGGAACUUGGUGGCCACGGGUGCAAACUCGGCUCUUAUCAGUCCUCCAGUGGAUGGGGGCCCACAGAAUGGCGUGGAGGAAGGUCAAGAAUUCUAUAUGCUCAAGAAGGAUUCUCAGCGAAGACAAACGAUUGUGAAGGUUCUUCAGGACGACGGUGAACAGAUUUUGAAAAUCUGGAUGGACAAAAUCCAAGCGAACUUGGGCUCGUCCGCUCUCCUGAUCAACGAGGAGCAUCUUACGAAACUCUUGAGUGGAAUGAUCUCAUUCCUCCCCGAGCAGAACAAGAACCAAUUGUCAAAAGUUCUGGCCCAGCUGAAAGAGUCACUCGACUACGACGGAAGCGCUCUCAAUCAGCUGCAGACCGCGCUAUUCGUAUUUCAACAUUCGGUCAUGGAUAUUCUCAAACGCCAGAAUAUCAAGCCCCAUUGGAUGUUCGCCCUCGACAACCUCGUGAAACAGUGUUGUCAAGCCGCGAUUUCCAUCCUUUCUCCGGAGCUGGCCGCGAACAUAAUCGGACACAAUAUCGAGGAGGAAGAAGAUCGGGCGUCAAGUGUUACGAGCGGCGUAUCCACGACAGCGUCGAUACGAUCCGCUCAGAAACAGGACGGUCUGUCGCACAUGGACGGAGACGUUCUGGGCCGGGUGCUAGAUCAGUUCGGAAAUCUGCCCGUGAAUAAAGAGGACACAACAAACUUAGUCAAAGCUCUGAUGGAGCAGGAGAUGCGAUGUUGUGGUUUGGUCCUGUCUCUGAUUAAAAACGGUCAAAUGGGUGCGGACGGAAGCUCAUCCACAUCGAGACUCUUAGCCAAGGAUGACGGCGAUCCUGAAAUGGUGCGGUGGCUGGAGAACAUAGGGCUCGAUGAAGCAAGUGUGAUGAAAUUCGUGCAGGAACGCUUCUCCAUGGAAGACGUUCUACAGCUCGUUGAUCGAGAAGAUUUGAAACGCCUUGGACUCAAGUUGGGCUACGAGGUUCGCGUCUGGACGGCGAUUCAAAAACAUCGGAAUCGGAAGGAUUGCGAAAAUACGACUUGACAUCGGAUCGGCCACAUCUUCGGAACUAGGAAAUUACUCCCAUGAUCACGGAGAAGGAUGCACGAGCGUUUGUGGGAACUGCUCUGACGAUUGAAGAGGGCGCCAGGUGUUGUUUUGAGCUGUCUUGUGCUCCACGACGGAAGCUACGAUUAAUGUCUCCGAGCCCUCAAUUUCCCCAUGAUCUCAAUCCAACUUGUUAAUGUUUCUGUUAGGAAGGCCAAUUGUGAGUUUGGGCACUCAGAACACUCAUAAUUUGUAUCUAUAUAUAUUUCUAAUAGAGCCGUUGAGCCGCGCAAGUCGAUCGUGGCCAGGAGUACAGUUGUUCAGAGAGAGUUCAGGGACGAAAGUGACUGACUCAUUACUCGACUGAAACUUUUGUGUGGUUGAUGAAUACAAAUCCUCCGAUCUUGGUGGAAACCGACUUCAGAACA